Molecule: messenger RNA, 1915 nt
Organism: Dalotia coriaria
Lineage: Eukaryota; Metazoa; Arthropoda; Insecta; Coleoptera; Staphylinidae
Gene: gny
Product: ALG6 alpha-1,3-glucosyltransferase garnysstan
Exons: 1
Coding region: 233-1885 (550 amino acids)
Biological process (GO): protein N-linked glycosylation
Cellular component (GO): endoplasmic reticulum membrane
Molecular function (GO): dolichyl pyrophosphate Man9GlcNAc2 alpha-1,3-glucosyltransferase activity
Source: RefSeq, a predicted model, not a curated record
CACAAAAUCUCCUCUAACCAAAUCACAAUCUUUAAAAAUCAAUAAACGCAACGAAACUGCACCGCAACCGCGUCAAAAAACCAUAUAAUAGUCAGAUCAGAUAUUCAGGGUCAUGUUUACAUCACCCACAUAAACUUAACACAACUGUAAUUGCGAUAAGAUAUUAAUUACUCCACCAACGCACGACACGUAAGCAUCAGUACACAAAACUCAACAAAAAACAUCAAAAAAGAUGAAAUUAAGUAAUGAAAUCGCCUGGUGCAUCUUCGGAAUAUCCGCCUCGAUCUUCCUAAGACUCUGCACCACCUUACAUCCGUAUUCCGGCCAAGGAAAACCGCCUAUGUUCGGCGACUACGAAGCACAACGCCACUGGAUGGAAAUCACUGUAAAUCUACCAAUGAAUCAAUGGUAUCACAACACCAGCAGCAAUAAUCUCGAAUACUGGGGCCUAGACUACCCACCACUCACCGCCUAUCAUAGUUAUCUCAAUGGACUCAUCGCCUGGAUCAUCAACCCCAAUUUCGUCCAGCUGAACAACUCCAGAGGCUAUGAAAGCGAGGAACACAAGUUAUUCAUGCGAUACACAGUCAUCCUGGCUGAUAUCCUCAUCUACAUCCCAUCAGUGGUAAUAUUCUACCUUAUUAAUCAUAAGAAUACAACCAGACAUACAAAAUUACCCCUACAAUCAAUAAUAACUUUAUCUCUGCUGUAUCCAGGCCUGAUUUUGAUCGAUCAUGGACACUUUCAGUAUAAUUGUAUAUCUUUAGGGUUUACCAUCCUCGCCAUCGCUGCAUUAUCAGCCCAGUAUGAUAUAAUCGCUAGUAUUAUGUUUUGUUUAUCGGUAAACUACAAGCAGAUGGAGUUAUACCAUGCAUUUCCCUUCUUUUUGUAUCUUUUAUCGUCGUGUAUACCGAAACCAGGCGCGUCUGCACUGUCAGGUAUUGUAAAACUCUUUAAAAUCGCUAUAACUGUCCUAGUAACAUUCAGUUUACUCUGGUUGCCAUUUUUAUUUAAACUUGAAGAUACUCUGCAGGUGAUCCACAGGUUGUUUCCGAUCGCGCGUGGAUUGUUUGAGGAUAAAGUGGCGAAUGUUUGGUGUGCGUUGAAUAUUUUGUAUAAAUUCCGGGAUUAUUGCCCGGUGCAGAUGGUUAGGUAUUGUACGAUUGCGACACUGGCGGCGCUGUUACCAUCCAGUGCGAAUUUAUUCCUCAAUCCUAGUUUUAAGAAGUUUAUACCGGCGCUGAUUAAUUCAUCACUUGCGUUCUUUUUGUUUAGUUAUCAAGUGCAUGAGAAGAGUAUUCUAUUAGCGGCUAUUCCUGUGAUGUUGUAUUUACCGCAGAAACCGCUGCAGUGUUUCUGGUUCUUGUACAUUUCAAGCUUCAGUAUGUUGCCGCUCUUGAUAAAAGACAAACUUGUCAUUGCGUAUUUAAGUCUUACUUUGUUUUAUUUAACUAGUUUUGUGUAUUGUCAUGAGCGAUGGGGGAUGGAUGGGAAAUUCGAAGCGACUUUUACUAAGUUUAUCACUGAUUUAAAGCGGAUUAUUGUUGGGAAGUUGAAAGAGAAGAAUCCGAGUGAUUAUUCGACUAGUUUAAUGAAUGUAUUGAAUGUUAGUUAUAAGUAUUUCGUUGAGGAUGUGAAGAUGUUGAAGGAUUUGAUUCUGUAUAUGAUGAUGUUUGCGUCGUUUAUUGGCAGUGUUUUGUUGACGGUGUUGAUAUUGGUUUUUGAACCGCCUGUGAAGUAUCCGGAUCUUUAUACGUUGAUGAUUGCGGUUUAUUCCUGUGGGCAUUUUGUUGCGUUUUUUGUUUAUUUUAAUGUGGUGCAGUUUAAAGUACCCGAGCAGUUUGAGGAGUGUGCGGUGAAUUGUGCGAAAGUAAAGCAGUCGUAAAAAUAGUAAAAUAAAUCUGUAUGUUGUUGA